Messenger RNA from Cavia porcellus (domestic guinea pig), 1780 nucleotides. RefSeq names its product KxDL motif containing 1 (gene Kxd1). Gene Ontology annotation, biological process: lysosome localization. The record is from RefSeq and is a predicted model, not a curated record. The coding region runs from base 250 to 780 and encodes 176 amino acids. NCBI's taxonomy places the organism in Eukaryota, Metazoa, Chordata, Mammalia, Rodentia, Caviidae. The transcript has 5 exons. Gene Ontology annotation, cellular component: BORC complex.
UCCGGGACCGUGUUUGGGAUGGGGUUGGGGGCACCGGGGCCGCCAGGGAGCCGGACCGGGUCGGGCGCGGCACCGGGGCCGCCAUGAUAUAGGGGCGCGCCGCUGGUCACAUCUGGGCACUCCUGCUGUGCACAGGCCUCAGUUUCCCCGGCUGCGCAGUGGAUGCACGGGUGAUGCCGCCGGCCGGAUCUGGAUCCGAAUUCGGACCUAGGACUCCGGUGUUGGGCAGCAGCGGAGGAGGAGAGAGCGAUGGACACCCCAGACUCGGCCUCGAGGCUCUUCUGCAGCCGGAUCUUGAGCAUGGUGAAUGCCGACGACGUGAAUGCCAUUAUCCUGGCCCAGAAGAACAUGCUGGAUCGCUUCGAGAAGACCAAUGAGAUGCUGCUGAAUUUCAAUAACCUGUCCAGCGCCCGCCUGCAGCAGAUGAGUGAGCGCUUUGCGCACCACACAAGAACGCUAGUGGAGAUGAAGCGCGACCUGGACAGCAUCUUCCGCAGGAUCAGGACGCUGAAAGGGAAACUGGCCAGGCAGCACCCAGAGGCCUUCAGCCAUGUCCCCGAGUCACUUUUCCUGGAGGAUGAAGAUGAAGACCCCAUCCCACCCAGUGUCACCACCACCAUCGCCACCUCAGAGCAGAGCACGGGCUCAUGUGACACCAGCCCAGACACCAUGUCGCCCUCCCUCAGCUCUGGCUUUGAUGAUCUGUCCCAUGUCCAGCCCAGCUCCCCUGCUGUCAAUGGCCACAGCCCAACAGACCCCAAGGAAAUGCCAGGAGAGUAGCCCACUCUGUGUACUCCGGCCCCAGGUGUGGUCCUGGGUCCAGGGGGGUCUAAUUCCCAAGGUGCCCCUCGGACCCCAGCACCUCAAGGGAGCCUGGCCCAGCCAUACCCAGGCUUGUCGGUAUCUCGGGGUGGCUGCAGGAACAGGCUCAGAGCUGGGCCCCAGAUCUUCUCUGAACAGUACUUAACAUGUCCCCAGGUUCCCCUGUCCUGGUCAGGACAUCCCAGAAAUGGACCUGCAGUGUCACUUCCGAGUUUGCCUAGGCACCCCUGUGCCCUGCCGCUAAUUCUGGCUUACCUACACCUCUCCAGCUGUCAGCUUGGAGCUAGGUGCAGGGCUGGACACAGACCCGCCCUCAGCCCUGGACCUGGCCUGCUCGGAAGUGAGGACCCUGCAGCCCAGCAGGUGUCACCCAGGGCCUUUCCUCAGCCACCGAGGAAAAGUUUCAUGGAAUAUUUUUGUACCCGAUGUUUACAGAUGCUGUUGGGAAGUUAUAAAUAAAAGACUCUCAUUAAGAAGGGACAAACGGCAGCUUCAGCUGCCUUCCAUCCUCAGGCCCAGCCUUGGGCAGUGGUGGUGUGUGUGGGCAAGGCUCUGCUGGGCAGUGCGGACGAGUUUGGGCUGCUCUUGACAGAUCCUGGGUGACAGCCUUAGGAACCCAGCUCUUGCCUCCACGUGAAUCCUCCCACUUUCUGUUCCCUGAUUUCUCAGCUUCCAAUGAAUACCCUGGAGCAGUCAAAAAUUAAUGUUGUUAAAGGUGUCUGGCCAGCAGAGUGGUACGAGUCAGUAGCCCUGCCACUGUACUAGGGAGACUGAUGAAGGAUCACUUGGCUGGGCACAGUGGCUGUGAUCUCAGCACUUGUGAAACAGGCAGGAGAAUCAUUUGCAAGUUCGAGACCUGCCUGGGCUACAAAGUUAGCUCAAGGCCAGCUCUGAACUGCAUAGCGAGACCCUGUCUCAAAAAGACCAAAAAGGAAAAUAAAAAAAUCACUUAAACCCA